Molecule: messenger RNA, 1413 nt
Organism: Cajanus cajan (pigeon pea)
Lineage: Eukaryota; Viridiplantae; Streptophyta; Magnoliopsida; Fabales; Fabaceae
Source: RefSeq, a predicted model, not a curated record
AUGGAAACAAAAAGAAAUAUCAACGACUGGCUUCCCAUCACAAAGUCUCGUAAUGCAAAGUGGUGGUAUUCUGCUUUCCACAAUGUCACUGCUGUUGUUGGAGCUGGAGUGUUGGGUUUCCCCUACGCUAUGUCUGAGCUUGGAUGGGGUCCUGGCAUUGUAAUAUUGCUCCUUUCGUGGAUUUGCACUUUUUACACUGCAUGGCAAAUGAUUGAGAUGCACGAGCCUGAACCGGGGAAGGGAAAGAGGUUUGAUAGGUAUCAUGAACUGGGGCAGCAUGCGUUUGGGGAGAAACUUGGACUGUGGAUUGUGGUGCCUCAGCAACUAAUGGUUGAGGUUGGUGUGAACAUAGUUUAUAUGAUCACUGGUGGGAAUUCUCUGAUGAAGAUUUAUCAGACUGUUUGUGGUGACUGUAAGCCCAUUAGGAGGACUUACUUCAUCAUGAUGUUUUCUUGUGUUCAAUUCCUUCUCUCCCAUCUCCCUAGUUUCAACUCCAUCACUGGUGUUUCUUUGGCUGCUGCUGUCAUGUCCCUCAGCUACUCCACUAUUGCUUGGAUAGCUUCACUCCACAGGGGCGUUCAACCAGGCGUGCAAUAUGGCAGCAAAUUUUCAAGCGAUGCAGGAAACAUAUUUGGCUUCUUUAGUGCUUUGGGGACUAUAGCUUUUGGGUAUGCUGGGCACAACGUAGUUUUAGAGAUUCAAGCAACCAUUCCUUCCACACCUGAAAAGCCAUCCAAAAUCGCCAUGUGGAAGGGCAUGAUUGUUGCUUACAUCGUUGUGGCUCUAUGCUACUUUCCUGUUGCUAUCUUUGGUUAUUGGGCUUUUGGAAACAAUGUUGAUGAUAACAUCCUUUUGUCCCUCGAGAGACCACGCUGGCUCAUUAUAGCCGCUAACAUAUUUGUUUUUGUCCAUGUAACUGGGAGUUAUCAGGUCUUUGCCGUUCCGGUGUUUGAUAUGUUAGAAUCGUUCUUGGUUAAAAGGAUGAAGUUCGAGCCUAGUCGGUUACUUCGAUUCAUAACUCGCAAUGCAUACGUUUUUCUUACAUUGUUGCUGGCAGUUACAUUUCCUUUCUUUGGUGGGCUUCUCGGCUUCUUUGGGGGAUUUGUCUUUGCUCCAACCACAUACUUUCUCCCGUGCGUAAUGUGGCUUGUCAUCUACAAACCAAAGAGGUUUAGCUUGUCUUGGUGUGCAAAUUGGAUUUGUAUCGCAUUUGGAGUGUUAUUGAUGGUGCUAGCUCCUAUUGGUGCAUUGAGGCAGAUCAUACUAGAAGCUAAGGAUUACAAAUUUUUCUCGUGAUCUUGUUCGCUUGUACAUAGAAGGCUGCAAGAUUUCACAAAUUUUCCAUCACGACAUUUUGUUGGCUAUUUCUUUUAGUUCUUAUUUUGUCACAUAGUUUUAUCAGUAAUACUUUCU